Girardinichthys multiradiatus is the source of this 7106-nucleotide messenger RNA. It is a transcript of the gene mindy2, whose product is annotated as MINDY lysine 48 deubiquitinase 2. Bases 134 to 2080 code for a protein of 648 amino acids. Lineage: Eukaryota; Metazoa; Chordata; Actinopteri; Cyprinodontiformes; Goodeidae. Gene Ontology annotation, cellular component: cytosol; cell periphery. Gene Ontology annotation, biological process: protein K48-linked deubiquitination. The transcript is spliced from 9 exons. The record is from RefSeq and is a predicted model, not a curated record. Gene Ontology annotation, molecular function: cysteine-type carboxypeptidase activity; cysteine-type deubiquitinase activity; K48-linked deubiquitinase activity.
UGGACACGAACGCAUCACCCUGCCGUUGGUUUUCUACUCUCAUGACGUCACUUGCAGAGUUGUCAUGGCGUCGUCGAGACUGAAGCUACCGUUGCAGUUUAGCUAAAAAUCUGUCGACAGCAUUUACACCGAAAUGGAGCAAAAUGCAAACCUGCAUCGAGACACUGACGUGACCUCUGUUUGCUCCACGAUUGCGGCCGAAAUGCGCGACGUAACGGUGGGGAGCGAAGCGAAAGGAGCAUUCGACAAAUUGAAGAAUAGUGAAGCUCCCCUCAGUACUUUGGGUACCGUUGGUUGUGAUAUAAGCGCCACAAAUGCUAGUUCUCCGAGCGGUGAAGGUGGCGUUCAGAGCGCAGAGAAGUCUGGCGUGCCGGAGGUUAUCGCAGUCCCUCCGGUGCAGGAGGAUCGGAAGGAGAAUGCCGAUGCGAGCCUGUCGUUGAUGAGGUGUGAGGAUCAGAUCAGUAACGGGAUGGGGCAUGACUUGGAGCAGGCAGCAGAAGACAGCCAGGGAGGUGCCUCAAAGUUAGUAAACAACAAAGUCGACUGCCCGUCCUCACCUCCCGCUAAAGAGAGCACACAUGUAACGGCUGAGGUUUCAGGCUGCGCAGAGAGUGAACAAACUGAACUUGCCAAACCGAUUGCUCUGUGUCCGGACGUCAAAUCUGUACAGUCCGGCGAUCACACCUUAUCAGAAGGACUGCCGAGUGGGAGUGACCCCGACCCCAGCCUCGGUGGAGAGUCCCGGAGCAUAGAUUCGCUCGAGUCCUUCUCCAAUCUUAACUCGUGUCCCAGCUCCGAGGGACUGGAUGAAAAGGGACUGACCUUGGCCUUGCAGAGCGAGUACGCCUCCGAUGGGACAAAGACCUCCUGCGCGAAGGACCGCGCUGCUGGCCAGUCCAUAUACCACAUUAAGUGGAUCAAAUGGAGGGAGCAGAACACACCGAUCAUUACUCAAAACGAGAAUGGCCCCUGUCCAUUGCUGGCAAUCAUGAAUGUCCUUCUGCUUGCAUGGAAGGUUAAAAUGCCACCUAUGAUGGAAAUUAUAACUGCUGAGCAACUGAUGGAAUAUCUUGGCGACUACAUCCUGGAAACCAAACCUAAGGAGAUAUCGGAGGUUCAGCGGUUGAACUAUGAGCAGAACAUGAGUGACGCCAUGGCAGUGCUGCACAAGCUGCAAACAGGCCUGGACGUAAACGUGAAGUUCACGGGGGUGCGGGUCUUUGAGUACACCCCAGAAUGCAUUGUGUUUGACCUUCUCGACAUCCCUCUUUACCACGGCUGGCUUGUUGACCCUCAGAUGCAUGACAUUGUCAAGGCAGUGGGCAACUGCAGCUACAACCAGCUGGUGGAGAAGAUAAUAUCCUGCAAACAGUCAGACAACAGCGAGCUGGCAGGGGAAGGCAUUGUGGCGGAGCAGUUUCUGAGCAGCACGGCCACUCAGCUCACUUACCAUGGCUUAUGUGAGCUUACAUCCACUGUGCAGGAGGGAGAGCUCUGUGUCUUUUUCAGGAACAACCACUUCAGCACUAUGAUCAAAUACAAGGGCCAGCUGUACCUUUUGGUUACAGACCAGGGUUUCCUGACAGAGGAAAAGGUCGUUUGGGAGAGUCUGCACAACGUUGACGGGGAUGGAAACUUCUGUGAUUCAGAGUUCAGGUUGCGGCCUCCGUCUGACCCGGAAACGGUGUAUCGUGGACAACAGGAUCAGAUAGACCAGGACUAUCUGAUGGCACUCUCACUGCAACAGGAGCAGCAAAGCCAAGACCUGCAAUGGGAGCAACUUCCCGAAGGCAUCAGUGACCUGGAGCUGGCCAAAAAGCUUCAGGAGGAAGAGGACCGACGAGCGUCGCAGUACUAUCAGGAGCAAGAGCAGGAGCAAGCAGCAGCUGCACAGGCACAGGAGCCGGUUGAAGGAAGCGAGGUGGACAGAGGACGAUCAGCAGCAAGUGAAGCAGCAGCAGCUGGUGCCGUUGCCGCAGCAGCAGGCGGGGUCACACCCAGCCCGGGAAAACAGUCAUCAGGUGGGGAGCGCAAAGCCAAGAAGGAGUCAAAAGAAAAAGACAAGUGUGUUAUUUUGUAACACACGGCGUGUGUGUGUGUGAGAGUGUGUUUGUGUAUUGCGUGUGUUUUCUUAUCUGUGUGAAAGAGACGGCACGGGUCUCCCUCCGAACUGGACACACAGCUUCCGCAACCCCGACAGGACAACAACCAAGGGGACGAAGAGAUGUUACUAACAGAGGACUGGCUGUUUCCAAAAACCACUGGUGCCUGUUAUCCUCAAUCCUCAGCCUGAACGAGGAAGGGACACUACAACCGCAGCAACUGGUCACUCAUAGAGUCGGCCACACUUGCUCUUUUUCAAAAGCAACUUAGCUCGUUUUGUUUUUCACUUGUGGAGCUUAGAAGCUUCUUUUAUUUUAUUUUUUGUAGACAGCAAUAUUUACAAAACAUAGUUUGAAAGAUUCACAGUUUUUUUAUUAAGUCAGCUUUUGGUGCCAAGAUUUAUCAGUUACACAGGUAGCUUUUGGGAGCAUUUUUUGUGUUUUGCAAGCCGAAAAAGGAUUUCGUUUUUAUCUUGCCUGUUGGAAAUCAGCUUCUACACCACUUGUGUCCCUUCUGAAACACUACAUGCUAAGGAUUAAUAAUGCCAGAUAGCUGCCAGACACUGUAGCUGUGUAAUAAGACUUUAUAACCACAGCUAGCUCUGUUCAGAUUUGCCUUACCAGAGUAUGGCAUUGUUGUAAUCUGUUCUGUCCGAAUGUGAACGAGUGCUUGUUUAAGUGCAGUAUAUGACACGAUACGACAACGUGUAGGGUGCAUUCACUGAGCGCCGUUGCUGUGACAUGGUUCAGUUUGGAAAUACUGGGUUCUGUUGUAGUUAAGCUACAGAUUUGGUCUGUUUUGUUGUGAUUUUGUUUGGCACGUCUUCUGCAGAUUAGAUUUUAAGUUUUAGGGUGAGUGCAUUUUCAUGUCUGGACAUCUGCUUUCUGACGAGAUGCUGGAUCUUUCCUGAAGUUGUUUCCCCAGAAAGAGAAGGAAAAACCCGCGGCCUCCUGCUGUUGUACUCUGGGCCCCCAACAAUCAGUCAGUACACAUAAUCUCUAAGUAAUUAUGUUUUACAAACUGUAAUAAUCUUUUUUGUACAAAUAUUAAGCUGUGACCCAUCUUGGCUUACAUCCAAUGAAAACUCAAUCCUCAAUUUCUCUGAAAAUGAAAAUAUUACAUACGAAUAAUAAUAAAAAAGGAUUCUUAAUGCAGAAAUGUCGGCCUACUAAAAGGUUUGUCCAUAUACUGUACAGUGUAAGCUGUCAAUGGUUCGGGCUCAGGUUUCAGUAAUCACAGCAUCAGUGCAGUGUGCCAUGGAGGUGAUCAGCCUGUGGCUCUGCUGAGGUGUUAUUGAAGCCCAGGUUGCCUUAUUUGCAGCGUUCAGCUCAUCUGCAUCGUUGGGUUGUGCUUCUCUUCCUCUUGAAGAUACCUCAUGCAUUUAAAUUGAAGUGAAUUAAUGACACAAAAGAGCUUUUCAAUGACUUUAAAAUUUAUUACAUUUCAGCUGAAUGUUCUGGGAGUUUUUUCAUUUAUUCCAAGAUUUGUUCGAUGAUUUUGCUUUAGUUCCCCCAUCUGUUGUUGCUCUGCAACCAGGCUACGUAAAAGAAAUCAACAAAAUGGAGUAAUGGUAUUUUUCUGAAUCAUUAUAGUUAAUGUUGUGAUUUGUAGAUACUGGUUUAAAAAAAAAUGCAUUUUUAUACCAGAUCAGUGAUUGGAUCAGGACACACGGCAGAAUUCUGAGCUCAGAUUGCAGUGCUGAGAGCUGGCUUGGUUUCACGUAGAAGCUGUGGUGAUUCAUCCAUCUGGCUUUGUGUCAGAUCUCCUCAUCUUAGCAUAACUUUGCCCCCCAAUGUUUUUAACCACCAAAAACAUUGUCUAUUAUAUGUGGAGUUUAAGGUUUAAUGUUGAAAUUCACAAACAGAGCGGCUCAUGUAGGUACGGGAUGCACAUUCUCAACGUUGACAUUUUUAGUAUCACUUUUUAGCUUCUGUGCGUUUCUCUGCAACACUGAGCAUGCAACCACAUGAUGUACAUAUUUAACCUGUUGCAUUCUUAUAAUGGGUUUAUCUGGUUGUUUGUGCCAUUAUUGUACCGUGGGACUGCCUCCAGAGACAUUUUUCAAUCGAUACAUUCCAGCUGGAUGCCUUGACUCCAGCUCUCUGUCACAGACUGGAGACAGUCGUCACAGAGGGUCUUUGCAGUGCUUGUGAGACCGCCUCCGUUAUUUUCUUGACUGGAAACAGAUUCACCAUUAGAACAGGAGAACAUAGAGGCAGCAAGCGACCCAACUGUGUGGGCUAACCUUUUUUUAUGACCUCUGUGUGGUGGCACGAGGUUGGCUGUGUUUUUUGAGACAAUCCAUACAUAAUUUCAACAACAGAACUACUCUCAGGCCCUUUUUGUGAAGGGACAUAUCCUCUUGUGUCUUUUCUAGCUCGCAUGCUUUUUAAUGGCACAGUUCCUUGGCCUGCAGUCGCUUUCUCAGUCACGGCUUUUUAGUACUCGUAUAUGUAUACACACAACUUUUGACACUUUGAAGGAUUUAAUGCUUCACCCUUACCUUUUGAUUCACACACUAAAACCACGAACUGGCUGCCCAAACAAAGACCACUUCAGACAGGGUUAAAUAACAUUAAGUUUCUUUUUUCCAUUUAAGCUCAAUUGUUUUUUUGUUUUGUUUUUUUUUUUUGCUUCAAGUGUGAUUCGGCCAAUUUCCUGAACACAUUAUGAAACAUUCCAGUAGAGGUUUAGAAUAAUAGAACAUGACUAAGGGAAGGUUGGAUUGUUUUAAUGUUGGUUUGUGAAAAACGUGUGAAGUGACUUGCCACCUCUUGUUACAAACAUACUUCUGUGCUUUAGAUAGAUAUUCCUGGCCACGAUUACCUGAAUCUGAUAGUGUUAGCUUCACCCUAGGUUCUUAUGACGGAGUAAUCAGAGAGAUAUUCUGUUCUAAGUCUCAUAGUGGGUUCUUGUAUGCUUUGUAAAAGUGAUGGUGGGGUAAAUGCUGUAAAAUUAGUAUUUUGACAAGGUGAUCGUGGAACAUAUGUAUAUAUUUUUUGCAAUUGGUUUUGCACUGUUACAUUAAUAUGCACUAAUAAGAAAAAAAGAAACAUACCUCAUUUUCUAUCGAACACUAAUUGUGCAAGAGUGCUAUUGUUUUUUUGUUGGGUACCUUUAAAAAACAAAAUAUGAUGUAAAGAAAACAUGGCCAUUUUAUUUCUAAUGAACAGUGGCUCUUAUGUCAGCGGAGUAAUAAUUAUAAAAGUUUAAAAAGGGCUGUUUUGGCUUCAGAGGAAAUGAAUUGUCAAAAAAGUAGCACCAAUUCAAUACAACCUGCUGCAAUUUCAUAUACUACUCAGGUUAGUGGUACAUCUGUCGUAUGGCUACCAUGGUUGAGUAGCAACACACAGCUUAUAGAUAAUGACUUUUGUAUCAUAGGGAAGGAUAGAAAGGAGAAAGGAUAAAAAUCUAGAGCUCCAUUCUAUUAGCGAAAAAAAGCUAAAGGGCAAGUAUCAUUAUUUUUGGAAAGAAAAAGUGAGCACAGGGCAGCUGAAAGUUGGCAAAGGGCAUAACACAAUAUUCUGCCAAGACAACAGUAAUAACAACAAAGUCAGCUUUUAUCCAAUGAGGAGAAGCAGUCAGGAGAAAUGUUGUCUGAGAGCAGUGGUUUGAAGAGCUAAAAACUUGCUCGCUAUGAAGAGGUUUAAUAGCACUCUGCUAGGAACCCAGUCCACCCAUAAAACACAACAGCCGCAAAUGACCACUUGUGAUAAAGCCUGUAAUUGGAAAUACUAAAGUUCUGUCCAUAUUCAGAUAGAUGUUGUAAUUUCUGCUCCAAUUCUGACCAGCAUUGUUACUCUGGUGGCAUGCAUCAGCAGGUUCCUCCCAAGAACUGUAUCUCCAGAAUAGCCUACAUUCUGUUGAUAAGUGCAGUGGUGGUCCAAGUUCCUUUUUCCUCCACAUACUCAGUCUGUGUCUUACUCAUAUGGGUUUAGCUGCACUGAUGUUGUCUACCACAGAUCUGGAACUCUGUCUGCUGUAUGGUUUCCCAUAACAUGUUGUUUGGCCCUGAAAAGUCACCCCAGGGUAAUGCUAAACAUGCAUCAGAUGGAAAGGAAGUCAUAAUACCAAUAUACAGACAGGGUGCAGCUACAUUAAAACACACUCCUUCACUUGGCUUAAAUACAGAGACACAAUUUGGCACAACUAAAGCUAAAUAUUGUGGCUAAACAUGCAUGUGGAUCAUUUGGAUGGAGCAGUUAUUUAUUUCAAGUGAUGUGUGGUCUUUAGCAGAUGUUUUUGUGUUGAUAAGACACAAAAUGUUCAAUUGGUUAACAGCUGCGUUCACAUCAGUGGUCUGGCUGUUAACUCCCUGCUCAAGCCAUCUGUCCUAGCUGUAGAAGCUUUCAUGGUGUUAAAAAUGAUAUUUGCCCUUUGAAAACGUUGAUAGGUGUAACUAAUUUAGGUAGUAAUGUUUCAAGCCUGGUCCAUAAUUACACUACAUAAUGUUUUCAUAGAGGUGUGAUAUACUUAGACUAAAAUACAGAAGCAGAAAGGUUUGCGUUUUAAGAACUGAGUGUUACUGUUGCAGCGGAAGCCGUGCAUUCAUUUCGCAUGACAUCCUGAGCGCUGCAACAAUCAAAUAGACAUUUUUACUUUGAUGCAAUAUCAGACUCCCAGAUUUAACUUUGUGAAACAUGUGUAGGUGGGGAAUUAAAUGUUAGGCACAAGGACAUUUUAUUAUCCCCCCCCCCCCCCAGCAUCAAUUUCCAUUUAUGGUCCGUUGUGUUUGAGCAACACAUAAACAGGCAAAAUGACUUUGUUUGAAAACAUGGGAAGUUACUCAUUAGUGUCAAUUUCAUUGAUCAUUAUUUACUUAAAUUACCAAAUAAUGUAUGUAGCCUUCUCACAUUGCAGUCACAUAUUGUAUAUGGUGAUGUGUGUGUGUAUAUAUAUAUAUAUAUAUAAAUAUGAAUAUAUAUAACAAAAUGCCUUAUAGACGAGGGACAUUCAACCUGAUUAGAAGUUACCUGGAUAAUAAAAACAAUUAAGAUCUGUAA